GGUUGCCCCCUGGCGGUCGACUUUAGUACAUAGACUUAUAAAAAUGGGCUGAGCGUGAUCAAAGGUAGUGGAUUGGUCUCAGUGCAGAGAGCAGCUUUUACGUGCAUCCCUGCAGAAAUGUCGAAAUGGUCUAAUGAAUUGCUGGUGGGUCAAGGCAGUGGUGAGGCUAUUCCCGUAAGCGCCAGACUGCGGAGCCUGCCAGCUGGGAGCCCGAGGUUGCGCCGGGGGCACAGUGUGCAGGUUUUAACCCACACACGGAGGGAAAUGCCGUUAUAUCUGCAAGCAGAAACCAUGGACAAGGCCAAAGAACUGUUUAUUCUGUGUGACAAAGAGGGCAAAGGGUUCAUCACAAAACGGGACAUGCAGGUACUCUAUGAAGAAGGUGGAAAAGCAACAUUUACGAGGGUUUUAGGACUAAAUCCUGUUUGUUUUUGUUUUUCUGGUAAGCGGCUCAAAGAAGAGUUGCAGCUUCCCCCAGAACAACUUGAAAUGGUGUUUGAAAGUCUGGACCAAGAGAGAAAUGGAUUCCUUACUGUUGCUGAGUUUAAAACAGGGCUGGGUGAGCUGAUAAGGCAGGGCAACACAACUGACCUGAGUCCAGAUGGAGCAGAGGAGGAUGGAGACAAAGAAGACUGGUCCCAGGAUCCAUCUGCAGUCUCAUUUAUCAACAUACUAACGGAGCUAGGAGCUGAAAAGAUUUUCACAGAUCAGCAGGAGCUCCGCUUGCUGUGGUGUGAGCUCCAGAGGGAAAGACCGGAGCUGCUGAGCACCCUGGAGAGCAUCCUGGUCCACACAGUGUCCCAGCUGCAGGACGCCAUUAAAGAACGAGACGGUCUGGAACAAGCUCUGUGCAGAAGGGAGAGUGAGCAUGAUCAGAUGGUUCGGUCCAUAUAUGAAGAAAUGGAAAAUCAAAUCAAAGAGGAGAGGGAGAGAUGGCUGACAGAGGAAAGUAUUAAAGAGAAGCAGAGGAAUCAACAACUUCAAGAGGAGCUGAAGACGCGGGAGCAGGAGGUGGAAAGUACGCUGAGCAAACAGAAGGAGCUCGAGACCAGAAUUCGACAUCUAAGCCGCGAGCAAGCUAACAUCAAGGAGCAAAACCAGCAGCUGCGCAGCCUCAAUAUCCAGCUGCAUGAGCAGAUGGAGAGCAGCAAGGAGCAGCUGCAGGCCGCCAUGAAUCAGCUUAGCGUGCUGCAGGCCAGCGCCGCCCAGGAAGACGUGCACAAACAGAGAAAUGUCAUAAAGGUGUCGAGCAACAUGAAGAAAGAGAAGGAUAGUCUCCUGAAGCAACUUGAGAUUUUGAGGGAUAUGAACAGAAAGCUAAGAGAUGAAAAAGAUGCUCAACAACAACCCCAGAGGAGGGUCGGUCACAGACACUCUACCCUUCCUUUUUCGCCUUAUACUUGCUACCACAGUGACAACUUCUCUUCCCCUCGGUCACAGUACAUCUAUCCGCCCUAGGCUACGUCACAUAAAAGUCUGAUGGGGGUUAUUAAUAUUUAAACCUGCAUUCCUAUGUAGUUGUUUCAGUGAUUGUGGUCAGUGAGGCGAGCGAUUGUGCUGAAUUGUCAUUUACUGUUACCUUCAGAACACAGCUGGUUAAUGUUUGUCUUGUUUUUCCACAAAUAACUGCUGGUUCAGCAUAAUUUGUUUAGUAGGCUCUUAUAAGCUGGAUCCACUUUCAAGAAAGAAAAAGUCUAAUUUCUACUUUUUGUUGAGAAAAUGUGACAAACAUGCAACUUUCAGCCAGGAAAAAACUGUUUACUAUAUAGAAGCUACCUGUUUGUUGUAUUUUUUUAAAUAUAAUUUAUAAAUAAAUUAUUGUGUUGUUGAAAAGUGACUGUAAAAAAAAUCAGUGUUAUGUUAAAAUACUUUGAAACAGAAUAAAUGUCAUCUUUAAACUACUUCCUCGCAUCAAACUAA
This is a messenger RNA of Oryzias latipes (Japanese medaka), 1920 nucleotides long. NCBI's taxonomy places the organism in Eukaryota, Metazoa, Chordata, Actinopteri, Beloniformes, Adrianichthyidae. The record is from RefSeq and is a predicted model, not a curated record.